This is a messenger RNA of Cryphonectria parasitica EP155, 1093 nucleotides long. RefSeq lists its product as uncharacterized. Bases 218 to 820 code for a protein of 200 amino acids. The record is from RefSeq and is a predicted model, not a curated record. NCBI's taxonomy places the organism in Eukaryota, Fungi, Ascomycota, Sordariomycetes, Diaporthales, Cryphonectriaceae. The transcript is spliced from 3 exons.
CAUUGACUUAAUGAUCUCUGUUAUAGUAUUUUUUUCAUCUAUUCUGUCUACUACUUGUAUUGGCCUCAUAAAAGCUUUUUUCUACAUAUUACCUCUUCCCCUCCAAAGAGAAUCAGAGUUCAAGGGCGAACUUUGUACAAUCAGUGCAAAGCCUUACUAUCAAUUGUGCGCGCCGCAUUCUCACUCACCUAAACUUCUGAAAGUAGACUCAAGCAAGAUGAUUUCGAUAUUUUCUCCCUGGUCUACUUCAUCUGACUCGAUGCAAGCUUUCAUCGAUAUGAGCCUGGAUGAUCCCUUAGUAGGAAGUUGGAGAGAUAAUAAAAUUACAGAGCUGAGUACAGUCAAUGUCACGGCAGCUCUAGUUGCAGCUGUAGCCAGCGCAGCGCUAUCAUGGCAGGCCAUUGACUCAGCUGCAUGGACAGUACUUGCAUUAUUCUAUGCAUCUCUCAUCAUGUCCCUCACCGCAGUGACGAUUGGGGCGCAGCAGAGCAUUGCAUUAUCUCGUUUAGGGGGCCAUCGAGUCGGGCUGGGCAACCUCCAGAAAAAGUUGCGGGGAAAGGUAGUUAAACAGGCAACUCAAACGCUGAAUGUCAACAAACACUCAGCAAGCUACUCUCAGCUUUAUUUGUGGCAACUACCUGUCAUGCUGCUCAAUGCCAGUAUUUUGAUAUUCCUGAUCGGCCUGUCUAUUAUCAUCUGGAGCCAAGCUGCUAGUCAUGAAUAUUCGGGAGAUACUAUGAAGAUUGCAAUUGUUACGAGUUUAACAGGAAUAUUUGGGAUUGGAAGCUAUAUUUUCGCAGCAGUGUGUCUUUAUGCUUAAAUAAAGUACUGAGUUGAAAAAACAUGACCGUGCACUUCGCCUUUCUAACCAGAUAGCUGAGUUGUGUGAGGGCAAAAAAAGAUUGCAUUGCUGAGCGCCGAAGAAGAAAAGGGAAGGAAGAAGAACGCCACGAGGCCAGCUAUCUGAGGCUAUCAACAGGUCUGGCUGUUGGCUGGCUGGAGGGGCCGUGCACGGCUCUGGGCCAGUGACUCACUCACCCUCGCACAUGAGUUGGAUAUUUAUUUGAAGCAAAAAUAGUACGCAUGAUUUCAU